Molecule: messenger RNA, 864 nt
Organism: Parnassius mnemosyne (clouded apollo)
Lineage: Eukaryota; Metazoa; Arthropoda; Insecta; Lepidoptera; Papilionidae
Source: the annotation of a GenBank genome assembly
AUGGAUGUAUUAAGGAAAGGCUGGUUUACUGAAUCAUGUGAAAUGUGGCCUGGAGGUACAUUUUCAUUUGAAGUUAAAGAAGUUUUGUGUAAAGAAAAAUCACAGUAUCAAGAUAUUUUUGUUUGCAAUACUAAAAGUUUUGGCCGAGUUCUGGUGUUAGAUGGAAUCAUACAGUGUACAGAAAAAGAUGAGUUUUCAUAUCAGGAAAUGAUAUCCUUCCUGCCAUUAUGUUGUCACAAAAACCCAGAAAAAGUCCUAAUUGUUGGGGGUGGUGACGGUGGUGUGGCAAGGGAAGUUGCUAAGCACCCUAAGGUCAAAGAAAUCGUACAGGUUGAGAUCGACGCGAAAGUUAUAGAGGUUUCCAAAAAGUAUCUACCAUUUAUGGCGGUGGGCUUCAACAGUGAGAAACUAACUUUACACGUUGGAGACGGCUUCGAAUUUAUGAAAAACCACAGCAGGGAAUUUGACGUCAUCAUUACUGACAGCAGUGACCCAGUAGGUCCGGCCGUAAACCUUUUCCAAGAGAACUACUUCGCUUUAAUGAAAAGUGCGCUCAAACCGAACGGCAUAGUUUGUUCCCAAGCUGGAACUUUCUGGAAUGACAUCGAAUUAGUCACAAAAACUUUGCAGUUUUGUAGGAAUCAAUUCCCGGCCGCUGCUUACGCGUACGCUUCGGUGCCGACGUACCCAUCAGGUUUGAUAGGUUUCGUAAUAGGUUCGCUGGAUCCAAACGUCAAGUUUGACAGCCCACAGAUAACUUUUACAAAGGAAGAGGAAAGGCAAAUGAAUCUUAGGUACUAUAACAGUGACAUUCACAAAGCGGCAUUUACGUUACCCACUUUUAUUAGGAACCAGCUGGCCUAA